AUGGUGGCUGUAGAAUCUCCCCAUCCUCCCUUCUAUGCUGGAGAGACAGUAACUCUGAGGUGUGAUAUAGCAGAGUACACAGACUGGAAUCAGUAUGUCUGGUACAAAGACAAUCAGAUAUCCAGACAAAGCAGGAAGACCAACACCAUUCCUCUUCCCUAUUAUGUUGGCCAGCACACAUGCAAAGGGUGGAGAAAAGGUCGGCCGAGGAAUUCCCAACGCAGUGCACCUUUCUCUGUCAGUGUCACAGCCCUGCCUACACCUACACUGAGUGUGCAGCCAGAGAGUCCUGUGUUCACUGGAGAGGAAGUCACUCUGAAGUGUGAGAUUGAGCCUGAGGGUGUCUGGAAGUACAAGUGGUAUAAAGAUGAGGGCAGAGAUGUACUUACUCUGGGGUACACCGACACAUAUACCAUCACUGCAGCUGCUGAGUCUCAUAAGGGCCAGUACUGGUGUCUGGGGGAGAGGAGAGACAGACCCACAGCAUCACAGCAAAGCAGGAGAAUAACUAUUGAUGUCAAAGCUCUGCCCACAGCUACAGUGACUGUAGAGUCUCCUGAGGGUCCAUACUACCCUGGAGAUGAGGUCACUCUGAGGUGUGAUGUAGCAGAGUACGUAGACUGGAUUGCAUAUGACUGGAACAUUUCUGGUCAUCCUGGUGAUCCAGACAACCAAAAGAACAAUCAAACCAUCACCAUCACUCUGCCACAUGAAGCUGGCCAGUUCCUGUACACAUGUGAAGGAUUCAGAUAUAAAAGACCACAGCAUUCGCAGAGCAGUGACCCUCUUACAAUCAGUAUGCAAGCGCUGCCUUUGGCUACACUGACUGUAGAGCCCCAGAGUCCUGUGUUCACUGGAGAGACGGUCACUCUGAAGUGUGUGAUAGAGUCUCUCAGUGGCUGGACAUAUAAGUGGUAUAAGGGGUCCACCACAACCCCAGUGUCUGAGGGAAACACCUUCACCAUCAGAGGAGCUGCUGAGUCUCAUAAGGGCCAGUACUGGUGUCAGGGGGAGAGGAGAGACAGACCCACAUCAUCACAAGAAAGCAGCCACAUAACUCUUGAUGUCAAAGAUUCAAAGCCCAAACUCACAUUAAGUCCAUCAGGCCACCAGCUCUUCACAGGAGACUCAGUGACUCUGAGAUGUGAGUUGGGUGUUUCCUCUGGUUUGGUGUUCUACUGGUACAGAGACACACAAACCUCUGAUCCUGUGGCCCAGACUGACGGAGACUCCUACAGCAUCAGCUCUGUUAAAGACUCUGAUGGAGGACAGUACUGGUGCAGAGCUGGGAGAGGAGACCCAGUCUACUAUACUCAAUAUAAUGAUGGUGUUGAGAUAACAGUUACAGAAAGGCCAAAACCGAUUAUUACCCUGAAAUCAAACUGGACAGAGUUCUUCAGUGGAGAGAAGGUCUCUCUCAGAUGUGACAUAAAGAGUGGGGAGAUCAGUGACUGGGAGUACAGCUGGUUUAGGGAUGGAUUGAGAGACUAUGCUGUGGAGGAAUAUGAAAUCACACCAUCUGAAAGUGGUAACUACACUUGUAAAGGACAAAGGAAACAUGAUCAAAAACCAUCAGAAGCAAGUGAUGCUGUUGGUAUUACAAUUUAUUCUGAGAAUGCCCAGGCAGUUCUGAGUUCCUUCUCACAGACCUGGCUGACUGAAGGAGACUCAGUGACUCUGAGCUGUGAGGUUAGAGAAUCCACUACAGGCUGGAGAUUCCACUGGUACACGACUGCCCCCUACAGGCCUGAUUCGACACAUGUCACAUACAAAAACAGAGAUCAUUAUGUAAAACUGCUUUCAGACAGCAUCAGAGGAGCUGGGGGCUCCUACACUCUCAGCCCUGCUGCCCUUAGACACACAGGGGUUUAUGUGUGCAGAGCAGAGAGAGAAGAACCAGCCCAUUACACAGAGUUCAGCCAGCCUCAGCCUCUCUGGGUCACAGGUUUGUCUCCUAAAUCUUCUGUGAUGAUCCAUUCAAAAUGGACCCAGGUCUUCACAUCUGAGCCUCUCUCCCUGAGCUGUGGGGUUGAGGGCAACUCUACUGGAUGGAGACUGAGGUGGUUCACAGACAGAGGAGGACAAUCAGAGUGUCCCACUGACUGGAGACCAGAAACAGGAUCCAGCUGCAGCAUCACCUCAACAGCUCCAUCAGACAGUGGAGUGUACUGGUGUCAGUCUGAGUCUGGAGAGCAGAGUAACCCUGUCAACAUUACAGUGCACAAUGGUAGUGUGAUCCUGGAGAGUCCUGUCCAUCCUGUGACUGAGGGAGAUCCUCUGACUCUGCACUGUAGAUAUCGCCAUCAGCCAUCAAACGUCAGUGCUGACUUCUAUAAAGAUGGGACACUCCUGCAGACCUCCACUACAGGAGAGAUGACCAUCCCUGCAGUCUCCAAGUCACAUGAAGGCCUCUAUAAGUGCAGGAACCCAGAGAGAGGAGAGUCACCAGAGAGCUGGAUCACAGUCAAAGAUGCUGCAUCCUUUAAGUUGAUGGUAGCAGUCGGUGGUGUGAUGGGACUGCUUGUUGUCUUUGCUCUGGUCAUUUCACUGUUUCUGCUGCAUCGCUCCCAGAAAGCAAAAGGUUCAGAUUCAGUGACGGCAAACCUUGGUCCACAGUGGAGCAACAGUCACAGUUCAACCUCACAGGAAAGAGUUUUAGAUGGUGCUGUGACCGAAACUGGUGAGCCGGACUAUGCUGAGAUUGAGUGGAAGGAUACAGACAACAACAAGGAAGAAGGUCUGUAUAAUGUGGAAUCCAAAAGAGGUGCAGCGAUGUCAGAUCCUCUUUACUCACUCUUGAGGCCAGUGCAGAGUUCAACCAAGAGAUGUGCAGCGAUGGCAGACCCUCUGUACUCACACCUGAGACCAGUGAAGAGUUCAAGAGUCUCAGAUGGAGGUGGGGAUGGAACCAGUGAUGUGACGUAUGCCAAAGUUAACAAAUUUAAACACAAGAAAGAAGAUGCAGGUGGACCCGUGGGUGUCACAUAUGCUGAAGUACAGAUUAAGAUGAAGCCACUUGGCAGUAGAGCCAAGCCUGUACACUCUGAAGAAGAACAUGUUUACUCUGAUGUCAAGCCUGGUAUCAGGUGAUGGAAGGUUUUGCUGCAAGCUCUCUAGACAAUGAAAAGAUCUGUGAUUUGUGAUGGUGGGACAAAUUAAAGGGCCAAGAGGGCAGCGGCAAAGCCAAACACGGGCACCAUUGUGUGUGUGAAGACGUGGGGAUAGAGCCUUUGCCGCUAUGGCAAAUUUGACUUGCUUACAAAUGUACAGAGAAAAACAGAGUACUGGUGAAGGAAAUGCAGCCGAAACAUUGACGUGUUUUAGUGAGGCCAAAUAUAAAGAUUUCAAGAGUCUCGCAUGAAUGAGUAUUAACUUGUUGUCUUAUAGAUGCUCAUAAUGAUUGUAUUGCCAGUAUAAUCCAUUCAUACUUUACUCCAUACUCUAUUCCCCACUUUAACUGUUGUUUUAAUUAACAGCUUUUGUUAGGUGUUGUA
Sardina pilchardus (European sardine) is the source of this 3494-nucleotide messenger RNA. RefSeq names its product Fc receptor-like protein 5. The record is from RefSeq and is a predicted model, not a curated record. Gene Ontology annotation, molecular function: transmembrane signaling receptor activity. Gene Ontology annotation, biological process: cell surface receptor signaling pathway. The coding region runs from base 1 to 3090 and encodes 1029 amino acids. Gene Ontology annotation, cellular component: plasma membrane. NCBI's taxonomy places the organism in Eukaryota, Metazoa, Chordata, Actinopteri, Clupeiformes, Clupeidae. The transcript has 18 exons.